Messenger RNA from Acanthoscelides obtectus, 1557 nucleotides. The record is from the annotation of a GenBank genome assembly. NCBI's taxonomy places the organism in Eukaryota, Metazoa, Arthropoda, Insecta, Coleoptera, Chrysomelidae.
AGCAUAUCUUCGUUGUAAGUUGUUCUUAGAGUUCCCGCCAAGUUUGACAAAUUUAUGUCAAUCUUGGCGGUAUUUAUUUUGUAUUAAUGCACUUUCCGUGGCGUGCUCCAUUAAGCAAAUAUUCUUUCCGAGACAGUUUUUAAGUUAAUCGAACACCAUGCCCCAGUACGCCAAGGAAAACGUUGAUGUAACUUCACUAAACAACGCAGUGGAAAAAUGCGUUCUCUCUCCAAACAAGUCGAAUGUGAUCACCGACAAGACUGAAAAGCCACUCAAAUCCAAACCAAAGAUCCAAGAGGAAGUUACGGACGCCAACUUCGACCCAGAAUUGGAGCCUCUUCUGAAGGAAAAUCCACGCCGCUUUGUCAUCUUUCCCAUCCAGUUCCCCGAGAUAUGGGCGAAGUACAAAGAAGCAGAAGCCUCCUUCUGGACCACAGAGGAGGUUGACCUAUCCAGAGAUCUGGAACACUGGAAAGAACUGACCAAAGGUGAACGCCAUUUUAUCUCGCAUGUUCUUGCCUUCUUUGCGGCCUCGGAUGGCAUCGUUAAUGAAAAUUUAGUAGAACGUUUCAGCCAAGAAGUGCAGGUCACAGAAGCAAGAUGCUUUUACGGAUUCCAAAUUGCCAUUGAAAAUGUUCAUUCAGAGAUGUACAGUGUAUUGAUUGAAACGUACAUAAAAGAUCCCCAGGAGAAGGAGUUUCUAUUCAAUGCUAUCGAGACCCUGCCUUGUGUUCGCAAGAAGGCAGAUUGGGCGCUGAAUUGGAUAAGCUCCAAAAAAUCAACCUUCGGUGAAAGGCUCAUCGCAUUCGCUGCAGUUGAAGGCAUCUUCUUCUCUGGUAGCUUUGCAGCUAUCUUCUGGCUGAAGAAGAGAGGUCUGAUGCCAGGUCUGACAUUUUCAAAUGAACUCAUCUCCCGUGAUGAAGGCUUACACUGUGACUUUGCUUGUCUGUUGUUUUCGUACUUGGUCCAAAAACCGUCGCAAGAGAGAAUAACAAAUAUAAUUAGAGAUGCUGUCGCCAUUGAGCAAGAAUUUCUCUCUGACGCACUUCCUGUCAGUCUUAUUGGGAUGAACUGUGAUCUGAUGUGUCAGUAUAUUGAAUUUGUUGCUGAUAGGCUGCUAACUGAACUUGGUUGCAAAAAAGUAUAUAAUGUUAAAAAUCCGUUUGACUUCAUGUCUAUCAUUUCAACUGAAGGAAAAACUAACUUUUUUGAAAAGAAGGUCGGAGAAUACCAGAAGGAAGGUGUUGUUUCCAGUGAGGAUAACCAGUUUACCACUGAUGCUGAUUUUUAGCGUACAGUUUUAAGAUUAUUUUUGUAGAACUACAUAUAUUAGUUGUAUAUUUUUAUUUCUAUGUUAAGUUCUUGAAUUGAGUGAGUGUGUGUAUAUAUUUGUGGAAGAAUUUGAAGACUAUAUUUAUAUACUGUAUUACUAAAGCAAUAAGUUUACUUGAUAAUAUAAAUUUGUAAAAAAAGGUAUGUCUAAUUUCCACCCUGAUCCCAUACUCUGUAUUGAACUUGAAAAAUAAGCAGUCAAAUUGCAUUUUUAUCAGGAAAUCU